ACUUUCAGUAGACCAAUCAGCUAAUAAUUAAGUUUCAUCUCCUUUCCAAAUCAGUAGUAAAGUCAUGAGAGCUACAUAUACUUAGAUCCCCACAUGCCAACCAUCUGUCUCUAAAAUAUUAGUCAGGUUAGACCAUAGGCUUCUAUUUUAUCAUCAUUAGUCCAAGGGUCUGUGUAGAUCUGUUGAGCAGUUACAUUCUGGGGCCAAUUAUCUGUUGGCACCUGCAGCAUCAUCUUUGAAAAAUACAGAAGAGAAUUAAGAUUCCAAAUUGCAGCAAAAGCUCAUCAAAUGGGAGCAGCAGCAGCAGCAGCAGCAGCAACUGCAUAAGAUCAAAAACACUGAGAAGGAGAUGACUUUUCUUCAAGCUCCAUUAGGAGUGAGGAGUUAUGUCAGCUCCCUCAUAGCAUUCAUCUCCCUCAUAGCAUUCUCUCUCAUUGUGUGCUCCAUCUCUCUCCUUCUGAGCAAAGACAAUGCUGUUCUGCCGCCGCAAGCGGAGGUACCGCCGAUAUCGUCGGUACCGCCGACGGUAGAGCUGGACAGGUCGAGAGGGGGCGACGACGGCAGCUGCGACGUGUCCUCCGGCCGCUGGGUUUACGACAAUUCGACUCGGCCGCUGUACUCGGGCCUCGGUUGCUCCUUCAUGCACGACGAAGUGGCCUGCGAGAAGUACGGGCGGAGUGAUCUCCGGUACCAGCACUGGCGGUGGCAGCCCCACGGUUGCGAUCUCCCGAGGUUUGAUGCAAAAAGGUUGCUUGAGAAGCUCAGAGGGAAAAGAAUGGUUUACGUCGGCGACUCGCUUAAUCGGAAUCAAUGGGUCUCUAUGGUGUGCAUGGUAGAGUCGUUUGUGCCCCCCGGACUAAAGACUCAAACUUACCAUGGCUCGCUUAUGUCCUUUAAGGUUGAGGAGUACAAUGCAACAAUAGACUUUUAUUGGUCGCCGUUGUUGGUCGAGUCGAACUGCGACGAUCCCGUGAUCCACCGAGUGUCGGACAGAAUUAUGCGAGCAAACGCAAUCGAAAAGCACGCAAAGCAUUGGGCAGAUGCAGAUAUACUUGUUUUCAACUCUUAUCUGUGGUGGAAAAAGCCCAAUAUGAAGAUGAAGGUCUUGCAUGGUUCAUUCGAAGAGAACAGUACAAACUUAGAAGUCGUCGAAAUGGAUUACGGUUUCAAGUUAGCGAUGAGGGCGUGGUCUCGGUGGCUCGAAUCACACAUCAGCACUGACAAGAUCCAGAUCUUCUUUGUAAGCUUGUCACCUACUCAUGUCUGGGGCGAAGACUGGGGCAAACCGAACUGCUACGGCGAGACGGAACCAAUCCACAAAGAAGGUUACUUUGGCCAAGGAUCGGACUACGGUAUGAUGCGAACCGCAGAGUCUAUAAUCGACGGACUAAGAUACAGGGGAAUAAAUGUGCAAAUACUUAACAUUACUCAGCUCUCGGAGUAUCGUAAAGACGGACAUCCGUCGAUAUACAGGAAACAAUGGAUUCCUCUGACCGAAGAACAGCUCGCGAACCCCAGUAGCUACGCGGAUUGUACGCAUUGGUGCCUCCCGGGUGUUCCUGAUGUGUGGAACGAAAUUUUAUACUCUUACAUUGUUUCUAGAUGAUAUGUAUGAGAAAUCAAUUAACAAGGUCCUCAUUUGUGUUGCUUUUGAAUGCUUUUGUUGUUAACUAAAUGUAAAUUGUCAUGAAAACAGAGUUAUUAUUUACAUUCAGAAAACUCUGUGACUAAACCAUGUUGAAUUGGAAUACACAAGUUAUUCACAAAUAUGAAAUUGCAUACAUAUAUA
This is a messenger RNA of Ananas comosus (pineapple), 1789 nucleotides long. RefSeq names its product protein trichome birefringence-like 34. Gene Ontology annotation, molecular function: O-acetyltransferase activity. Gene Ontology annotation, cellular component: Golgi apparatus. The transcript is spliced from 5 exons. The record is from RefSeq and is a predicted model, not a curated record. NCBI's taxonomy places the organism in Eukaryota, Viridiplantae, Streptophyta, Magnoliopsida, Poales, Bromeliaceae. The coding region runs from base 350 to 1606 and encodes 418 amino acids.